Molecule: messenger RNA, 1020 nt
Organism: Penicillium bovifimosum
Lineage: Eukaryota; Fungi; Ascomycota; Eurotiomycetes; Eurotiales; Aspergillaceae
Exons: 3
Coding region: 1-1020 (339 amino acids)
Source: RefSeq, a predicted model, not a curated record
AUGGAGCACCCCAGUCCGGUCAACAAGACGGAGCGUCUCGCUCGCGGAGAGGAGGCAAUAGAGAAGGCAGAGGCCGAAGACAAAGGAACGGACCACCCCGGCGAGAAGGCCCGAAUGCAGGAACCGUCCGGGAAUGCUGUUUCUCUGGACAGUGACCAUGCGCUAAGGGCCGAUGUACCAGAUUUUGUACCCGGCAUGCCAUCAUCUCAAGCAGGACCACCUUCAUCUGCGCCAUCGACGAAAGGGAAGGGCAAAGCUAGGCAGCCUAGGGCACCGCCGCAACCACCUAAAGUCACGACGAAAUCCACGGCCGACGAUCUAGCUACCCGAAUCCACGAAGACAUCUCGCAUAAUCUAACUUCCCCUCGAGCUACUCUUGCUGGUGUGAUAAAGAAAUCGAUCCUAAACCGCUUCCUGGUCUACCCCCACACUCAUGUGGUCAGACUUGCUCGCGGCCUCGCAAGGGAUGUCCGCAUCCAUGUGAUGCAACUUGUCAUGCAGGUCCAUGUGCGCCUUGUACUGCCAUGGGCCCAACGCAGGAUUGCUUCUGUGGUCUUAAUUCGUCGCAAAAACGUUGUCAAGACACAGAUUAUGAAAAUGGCUGGAGCUGUGGUGAGAUCUGCGGUGAGCUACUGCCGUGCGGAGAACACACAUGUCCACUUCCAUGUCAUGAGGGAUUGUGCGGUGGCUGCGAGGUUAGCAUUGACGCUCGUUGCUAUUGUGGGAAAUCUCAGAUGGAGAUGCUCUGCAAGUCGAAAGAUGAUGAGGAGGACAGUCGAAUCGUCCUUGAGGACGGAUCAGAAGAUGAAUGGACCGGCUGCUUCAAUUGCGGGGAGACUUGUAACCGUCCCCUUGAUUGUGGCCUUCAUUCAUGUCAGAAGAACUGCCACCCGCAGGAGUCUCAUCCAGCACACUGUCCACGAUCACCGGAUGUUGUCGUCAAUUGCGCUUGUGGCAAGACGCCGCUAUCUGAGAUACCGGGAUAUACACCUCGGACUUCUUGCGAAGACCCCAUUUUGA